Molecule: messenger RNA, 3375 nt
Organism: Spea bombifrons (plains spadefoot toad)
Lineage: Eukaryota; Metazoa; Chordata; Amphibia; Anura; Pelobatidae
Gene: TBC1D12
Product: TBC1 domain family member 12
Exons: 14
Coding region: 236-2356 (706 amino acids)
Source: RefSeq, a predicted model, not a curated record
UGUAACGACAUCGCGCCGGGGGAAGGUUUGUCACACAUUCCCGGACUACAUAUUGUAAAAAUAAGUAGCUCUUGGUGCCUGGGCCGGUCAUCACCUUCAGCCACGGAGCGUCAGAGCCCAGCUUGGUGGCGGCCCCUGUUCUGCUCCUGGGGGGGCUGGCCACCCCUACCCUGUCACCCUCAGCCUUAGGCCGCAGUGGGUGCUGAGGAGGGCGGCUGGGAGCUUGAGGCAGCAAAUGGUGGGACCGGAGGAUGCCGGCGGACAGGGGGCUCCUGUGUUUUACCGCUGCGGAGAGGACAGGGAAGGGCUGACUGAGGAAGAGGAAGGAGAAGAGGAGGCGGGGAGACCGGACAUACUCCAUCUCUACAUCACCGGUCCUGGGAUGAGGAUGACUAACGGGGAUCUGGGAUACUGCCCCCGGGGGGAAGCAGGGGAGUUACCUGGGGGCACCGUGGAGCCAGCGCCCCUUUCCGUCCAUACAGAGGAGAUGAAAGUGCCCAAUGGUGGUCUCCUGCCCGCCGGCUCCUGCUGCAAACUGUCUGGCGAAGAUGAGCCCCCGGCCCAGGGAUGCUCCUGUCACCGCCAGUGCUGCAGCGAGGAUGAGUCGGCGGUCAGUCGAUUGCCUCACCCUUCUCACCCCCUGAAGGAGCGAGUUCCACCGGAGUUUUCUCCCAGUGACUCUGCACCGUCUGCACGGACUCCUCCCGAUGGAUCUCCUCCAUCCAGCUCCAACUCAUCCCCGGUCAGCGCCCACACUGUGGCUGGUUACUUUGUGUCGGACGAGGCGGACAGAUUCCGUUUCCUCGAUGUCACCCUGAACUCCCAUAACACUUACGAAGUGAGCCGGCGGCAAAGCGCUCCCGACCAUCUGGAUGAUGGGCUGAGCCUUCCCCAGGGUAGCCCCGGGCCCCAGGAGCAGGACGGGGAGAGGCCCUGGAGGAUGGGCAUCGCCGACUUCUUCACCAGGAACUUCUUCUCGAAAAGAUCAAAAGAUGUGAAAGCUUCAGCGCUGAGUGCUCCAGGCUGGAAAUUGUUUGGGAAAGUUCCUCCUAGAGAGAAUGUUCAGAAAGACUCCAAGAUCAUUCAGCAGGAUGACAGUUCUGGCAGUCUAUCGUCAGUCUCCACGCCAAAUCUUUUAAACACAGGGGAAUAUGAAGCACGUGCAGGAAGAACUUGUAAAACUUCAGCACAGUCCACAAGACGUAAAAAGUUUGAGUUUGAACCACUUUCCACCACCGCUCUCAUUUUGGAAGAUCGGCCUGCAAAUCUGCCUGCUAAAUCAGCCCUGGAAACAUUACGUCAUCGACAGGAGUAUGAUGAGAUGGUAGCUGAGGCAAAGAAACGUGAAGUAAAAGAAGCACAGAGGAGGAAAAAACAAAUGAAGGAAAGAUUCAAGCAGGAGGAAAAUAUCGCGAGUGCCAUGGUGAUUUGGAACACUGAAAUUCUGCCAAACUGGGAUGUCAUGCGAAGUACAAGAAGAGUCCGAGAUCUUUGGUGGCAAGGCCUACCACCUAGUGUGCGUGGGAAAGUAUGGAGCUUGGCUGUAGGAAAUGAACUUAAUAUCACUCCCGAGCUUUAUGAAAUCUUCUUGUCAAGAGCUAAGGAACGAUGGAAAAGUUUCAGUGAAACUGGCUCCGAAAAUGAAACCGAAGAUACUGGAGUGUCUGUUGCUGACAGAGAAGCCAGCCUGGAGUUAAUUAAAUUAGAUAUAUCACGAACAUUCCCAUCACUUUAUAUUUUCCAGAAGGGUGGACCUUAUCAUGACUUGUUGCACAGCGUGUUAGGAGCUUAUACAUGCUAUAGGCCUGAUGUUGGCUAUGUCCAAGGCAUGUCCUUCAUCGCUGCUGUUCUUAUUCUGAACUUGGAGGAAGCAGAUGCAUUCAUCGCAUUUGCAAAUCUUCUAAACAAGCCAUGCCAGCUGGCGUUCUUCCGCGUGGAUCACAGCAUGAUGUUGAAAUAUUUUGCGGCCUUUGAAGUAUUCUUUGAAGAGAACCUCCCCAAACUUUUCCUGCACUUCAAUUCCUAUAGUCUGACACCAGACCUCUACCUGAUAGACUGGAUUUUUACACUAUACAGCAAGUCACUGCCACUUGAUCUCGCUUGUCGGGUCUGGGAUGUCUUCUGCAGGGAUGGAGAAGAGUUUUUAUUUAGGACAGCUCUGGGAAUCCUGCGACUGUAUGAAGACAUUCUCUUACAGAUGGACUUUAUUCAUAUAGCACAGUUCCUAACAAAGCUGCCUGAAGAUAUCACGUCGGAGAAGCUCUUCAGCUGCAUAGCGGCCGUUCAGAUGCAAAACAGUAAUAAAAAAUGGUCCCAGGUCUUCACAUCACUAACAAAGGAUUACAAAGAAGGCUGAUGAGUGCUGACCUCUUAAGUCGAUCAACUCACUUUUCUCUGAACUGCGUAAAACCACUUAAAAUAAUCAGAGGGAUCUAGUGUCUAUCUUUUGAUGGAAAACCACUACCGACAAGUAUGAUUGGUGAAGCCCCAGGGAAUUGCACAUUGACUUAAAAGGCGGUGGAAUACAUACCGACUUUCCGUUCGUCAGUAUUAAAGUGAAUACGCGUUCAGUUUGCUCGCAACACUGAUCGCGUGUUUUUGAAACUAAUGGAACAUUUACUACUCAAAUAUUUAAUGCAAUAAACAUUUGUUACAGAAAUUUUCCUUGGUACACUAAGUUUUGAAGUAUACGUUUUUUAAACUACAGUUGCACUUUUAUGUCCCUUUUUUUUGUUUUUGUUUUUUUUAAUAUAAGUGCAAUGGUUAUAUAAAAGAUGCAGUCUGAACCAAUCGCUGGUACCAACACAAACUGUGGGUUGCAAUCUGCAGAGGACCAAAUGGGUUAUAAUAUUGUGCAUUUGGUGAUCUGUUGAAUUGUUAACAUCUUUGCUGAACGUUAUUUUCUGGGGUCCGUUCCCACCUGCUAAGGUCCGUUAAUGUUUAUGCAGCCAGUAAUGUGAUGAAUAUUGAACAUUUUACCACUGUGAAACUACCCACACCAUCUGUCCAUGUAUCUUCUACUUUAGACCUCUGUGGAACAGCCACGUGUGAAACCGUAUAGGUUACUGCUGUCCUAGCAUGAUUCCCUGUUGCAACUGGAGGCAUUUGCGCUUCUUAAUGUAUUUGGGUCCAAACCCUGUUUGUAAUUCAUGGCUUAGAAACUUGAGUACAAAUACAAGGCAAGUACUUAUUGGGUAAAUAAAAUAAUCAGUAAGACGCUAUAAGUCAGGUCGUUUUUAAUUUUGUUAUUAAGAAGUACUGUGUAUCAUUACACUCCAAUAAUAAUCCUGGGUUUCCAUCAUAACAGCAACAUUUUCUCUGUAAUUAAACACAAAAAAUGAGUUUUUUUCUUUAUAGGCAUCCAAUCUAUUACAG